Messenger RNA from Entrophospora sp. SA101, 1215 nucleotides. The record is from the annotation of a GenBank genome assembly. NCBI's taxonomy places the organism in Eukaryota, Fungi, Glomeromycota, Glomeromycetes, Entrophosporales, Entrophosporaceae.
AUGUUUAAAAACAUUUACUUAAAAUACUUGAUAAUAUUUUUAGUGACUAUAAUUAGUAUACACUUGAUUCUUUCUUAUUUUGACAAAAGUUUAGAUUUUACAAUACCCUGGAGAUCCAACGACGACAACAAUUAUAGUGAUAUUGUAAAAGAUCAACCAAUUUCAUAUAAAGAUGUUGUUAAAUCAAAAACUACCACCAUUACUAAAACUUCAAUGUUAGUUGAAACAGUGACUUUAGACGUUGAAAAUCCACAAACUACCAUUAUUACUACUACACAACAACCAAAAGAACAACCUAUAAUUCGUAAAGCAAAUGCUGUUUUUCUUGUUUAUUUAGGACAUGAAAAUACUAAAAGAAUGGGAACUACAUUGGCACAGCUUGAAAAUAGAUUUAAUCAUAAAUAUCAAUAUCCUUAUGUAUUUUUAAGUGACAAGGAGAUAUCAGAUGAUUUUAAAAAUUAUAUAAGUGGACUAACUAAAGCAAAGUGUGAAUAUGGAACAAUUCCUAAGGAACAGUGGGGAACACCAUCCAAUAUUGAUUUGGAAUUGUUUGAUGAAAAAAUGAAAGAGUUGGAAGGAAAGGAUGUAUUAUUAGGUGGAAGUUUGACAUAUCGAUACUCGAACAGAUUUUUAUCUGGAUUCUUUCAAAAUCACGACUUAUUAAAAAAGUACGAUUACUAUUGGCGUGUUGAAGCUGGUGCUAGUUACUAUUGUGAUUUAGAUUAUGAUCCAUUUUUAUAUUUGCAAGAUAAUGAUAUAAAAUAUGGCAACGUGAAAGAAUUCAUGACCUUACAUCCUGAAUAUGUUAAAGACGAUAAUUGGAUGGAAUUUUUUUCAAAUGAUAAUGGUGAAACUUAUAAUUUAUGCCAUUUCUGGUCAAAUUUUGAAAUAGUUGAUCUAAAACUAUUCAGAAGUGAAGCAUACACCAAAUUCUUUGAAUUUCUUGAUGAAAAAGGUGGAUUUUUUUAUGAGAGAUGGUCAGAAGCACCAAUUCAUUCAUUGGCAGCAGCUUUAUUUUUAAAUAAAAAUCAAAUACAUUUCUUUAAUGAUAUCGGUUAUAAGCAAGAACCAUUUACCCAUUGUCCAACUGAACGAGGAUUACUUGCUAAAUGUAGUUGUGAUCCUUACGAUUCUUUUGAUUUCCAUAGUUAUAGUUGCGCUCCAAGGUGGCUUGAAUUAAUUAAUAAAUAUGAUAUUAAGUAUCCACCAAAAUAG